GUUGAGGCCUCCGGGCAAUGCAGGCGUGGAUUUCGAGGGUCCGGAGAAGAGAAACCGCGGAUCUCACUUCGCGGUCCAGCAGGGGGUGGCUCUCCAGCUUCCGGGCGCGCUGGGGCCCCUCCUCCAACCCCGGCGGCCGGGUGGGCGCUUCCUGCCGCCCAGAACAGGCGUGUGGGUCCAGCUCCUUAAGGCCCCCGCAUCCUUUCGCUUCCACUCCCUGGGUUCCUAAACUCCGGCCCUCUUCCCCCUCGCUCUUUCCCGAAACCCCCGUCCCACAGCUCCCAGCCCCGCCUGGCCGGGCUCCCGCGGGCCCUGGUCAGGCAGCGGCGCCCAGAGCGCGCAGAGGCCGGGCGGCCGCCGCGUUCCGGCCUCGAACUCGCCGCCCCGUCUCCAGGCGCGGCCCGAGCUGGCCUGGUUCUGCUUCAGGACCCCUGCGAUGUCAGAGGUCGACUGACUGUGUUCAUCAUUAUGAACUUCCCUCUCAAACCUGCUUUUGCUGCAUCCCCCAAAUUUUGGUAAGCUGUAUUUCCAUUUUCAUUUGUCUCAAGGUAUUGCUUAAUUUCUCUUGAUUUCUUGUUGACCUGUUGGUUGUAUAGUAGCAUAUUGUUUAAGCUCCACAUAUAUGU
Messenger RNA from Aethalodelphis obliquidens (Pacific white-sided dolphin), 626 nucleotides. Its product is annotated as translation initiation factor IF-2-like. The record is from RefSeq and is a predicted model, not a curated record. Lineage: Eukaryota; Metazoa; Chordata; Mammalia; Artiodactyla; Delphinidae. The transcript is spliced from 2 exons. Bases 18 to 569 code for a protein of 183 amino acids.